Messenger RNA from Hydractinia symbiolongicarpus, 2777 nucleotides. Its product is annotated as 1-acylglycerol-3-phosphate O-acyltransferase ABHD5-like. Gene Ontology annotation, cellular component: lipid droplet. Bases 224 to 1291 code for a protein of 355 amino acids. The record is from RefSeq and is a predicted model, not a curated record. Lineage: Eukaryota; Metazoa; Cnidaria; Hydrozoa; Anthoathecata; Hydractiniidae. The transcript has 4 exons.
UUUAACAAUUAUAAUUUUGUUUAAUGUGCUGGUGGGUUAUCAUUAUGAAGUUAUAUUUUGCAGGAAUUGAUGGUAUUUGUGGCUAAAAACCACAAUUCUGACAAAGUAAGUCUUUGCAAUAAUACUUUCUGCAUUUUAGGUGUGUAAAUAAUAAACAGAAAAGAAAAAAAAUUCAUGCAUUGUAAUGUUUUAAGCUGUAGAAGACUUAUUACAUAUCGAUAUCAUGGCAAGCACAGAGCCACCGAUACCACACAGAGCUCAUUGUUGGAGGAGAACAUCUACGAAGUUGUUAGAAGAAUCUGAAACAAGAAUGCUGGAAGGUGUGAAAAAUCCAAUUGAAACUUCUUUUACAAAAAUAUCCCAUGGCAACCACAUACGUACAAUUAAAGUAGGAAAGCAUUCCGAUCGGAUUCCACUGGUGUUACUACACGGCUUCGCGGGAGGUCUUGGAUUUUGGACUUUAAAUCUCGAUUCGUUGUCUCAAAAACAAAACGUCUACGCCAUCGAUAUACUUGGUUUUGGGCGUAGUUCGCGACCAAAAUUUUCAGCAGACCCAAGCGAAGCAGAAGCCGUAUUCACGAAGUCUCUUGAAGAAUGGAGAAUAGAAAUAGGGUUGGAAGAUUUUAUCCUCGUAGGUCAUAGUUUUGGCGGAUAUCUCGCAGCGGCUUAUACACUUUCGCAUCCCAAGCGAGUUAAACACCUAAUUCUUGUUGAUCCAUGGGGAUUUCCCGAAGUUCCCGAACCGGGUGACGAGCCUAUUCAAAUACCCGGCUUUGUAAAGUUGUUGGUGAAUGCGAUAACCUCUUUUAAUCUGUUGGCUGUUAUAAGAGCAGCUGGACCGCUCGGACCUGGUUUAGUAAAAAGAGCUAGAUCUGACUUGAAAUUAAAAUUUGAGCGUAUAUAUGGUGAAGGUGAUGCAAGAAUUAUGGAUUACAUUUAUCACUGCAACGCACAGGAUCCCAGUGGUGAAACCGCUUUUAUGAACAUGGCCGACAUCAAUCCAUUUCCUUACGCCAAAAACCCAAUGAUAACCCGUUUAAAAGACAUUCAAACAUCGAUUUCGCUUUUUUAUGGCGAAAAGUCAUGGAUGGAACUAAUAUCGGACUUUAAUUCGCUUGUUAAUGUGCAUGAAGACAUCACAGUUGAAGAGUUAAAAGGAGCUAGUCAUCAUGUGUAUGCUGAUAACUCUGACGAAUUUAACGAAGCUGUCAAUAAAAUUUGCGAUAUAAAAGAAUUUGAAAGACAUUAUCAUAUUUCGCCAUCCAAAAUAAAUAAGGAAACGUCUGUAUAGUGUUUCAAAGACACGUAUAAGAUUACGCUCAUAGCGGUUGCCAUGUAAAUGCAAACUUCUACGUAGGCCCUGUUUUCGCUUUUAGAUGUUCACACGAAAAAAAAGUCACAAGGGAUUGCCUUGAGCACUUGUACGAGUCUUUCCUGAAAUAAGUAUUCGUGUUUGAAUAAAAAUGUCUUAAUAGCAAUAAAAUCUUAAAUCUCAGUAUCCAACCUCGUCCCUUCUGGCUUUUUGUAUUUGGACAGUCGUCUAAAUAUAAAAGGUCUAACAAGUCCUGGGAACGAGGUUGUGUCAUAUCUUAAGGUCUUCUACAUUAAAAUUCAAUCAGCAAAAAGGGUGACUAUUUACAUGAUGUUCCAAUUUGGGUUGAAUUUAAUUUCGUAGGUGAAGUGGCCCGUAAAGGACCACUACUUUGUUUGUCACUUUGGGCAUGCGCACUGUUUAAACACCGCAUUUCACUCUCGUGUGAAAGGUUUACAUGGAACUUUCGCACUAGCUGAAAUUUAAUUUUGGUUAAAUGAAAUUUCAGCAGAAGUGACUUUCUCUUCGCCUGAAGUAAUGAAAACUCGUGUUAACUGUGAAAUACACCGUAAACUGGAUUGACUUAAAUUGGUUCGAGCUCACUUUGGGUAUCAUGUAAACAGUCUCCUAUGUUUUUUUAACCGCUGAAUUUUUCUUAACUUUUUUUUUUACUCAACAAACAAUUAUAUUAUAAUUUAAAAUGCUCCUAAUUUGAAUAUUCUCUAUUUAUAUUUAUAAUAUUUUCAUUUUUAAUAUUUAUUUUUGGUCUCGUAACUUGCAAGUUUUGCGCUUUCUGUCGCCUACUUUGGACAUUCGUUCAGCGGUAACGAACGUGUACGUAUAUAAAAAAUAAUCAACAUAAAACUUAUAUUGUUCAGUUAAUUUUUGUUUGAAAUAUCUUUGUACAUUUUCUUUAAAAUAAUUUUAUUUAUAUCAAACUAGACUAUUGUUCACUAACAACAUAACAAGAACCUAACGAAACUUACCCGCCCUUUUUUCCUGGAAUUUUCAAGGCUUAAAUCUAAUUUAACGAGAUAGACUGUGUGAAACCGUCUUGUUUUAUUUUAGUUAUAGGAAAUAAUACCUGAAUUUACAUAUUCCAUAUCAGCUUUUAAAAGUUUUAAAGUCGCUAUUUUUUAUAUUCCCGCCAUUCGCUAGAAUUCUGUACGUUGAGCUAACUGGUCAUGUUCAAGGUAUUAAUAAAAAUUAACUUUCAAGCCGGUAAAAAUGAGAACUUUGUUACUUCUCCUUUUCUUGAGUUGGCUUUCUUUCUUUCUGCAAAAAGUUGACAGGAUUAAAGGGAUACCCUUUUUUAUUUAUGUUUUUUUACUACGCUAUUUUGUAUAUUUUGCAUACGUCUCAAAUACGAAUUUUUUUUUAUUUAUCUGGAAUUUUCGCAUAAUAAUUUAAUCUGUAGUAGUCUGAAAAAAAAUAACAAGGACAAUGUUGCAUUGUAGUGAAGGCA